Owenia fusiformis is the source of this 2880-nucleotide messenger RNA. NCBI's taxonomy places the organism in Eukaryota, Metazoa, Annelida, Polychaeta, Sabellida, Oweniidae. The record is from the annotation of a GenBank genome assembly.
UUUGGAGACGAUGGCUGAGCGCGAAGAAGAACCUGAAGUCACGGUGAUCAAUGAUCCUGCAUGCAGUAUUGGGAUCAAAACAACAUGGGGCUUUGGCAAUCAACUCUUUCUCUUUGCUGGCAAAGAAACUGACAAACUCUCAGAUCCAGAAGGUGCUACCGGUUUCAAGGGUGCCACACACAUAUAUGAGGUUGUGCGGGACACUGAUAUGCAUGAUCCUAUUACCAGAAAACUUGUCAACGAAUCACACAACAUAUUUCUGAAUCUGCAAAAGUUUGAACCAGAGUCUGCGGGAGCUUCCAAGAAACCUCAAUUGGUGAAGUUCAGUCGAAACUACAGAUGUGUUAUCAGAUCAUGUCUACAAGACCUCAUGGCAGCUGUAGAAACAUCCAUAGAGCCUCAAGUAAAACAAAAAUAUGAGGCACAGCUGCAGUUGUUUGACCUGACUGAGCUUGUCUGGAGCUUAUGUGAAAUCCUGUUUGUUGACACAUUGCCAGGGGGUGUAAUUGUGAUAAAACUGCUCGACUGGCUGAGGUGGCAUUUCACUGAUGGCGAGAGACAAGCACAGGAUGCUAUGAAAGAAGAUGUUCCUGAAGAAAAUGAGAAUUACUGGCAAUCUGUAUGGAGCUUUGUGUUACAAGGACGUAUAGAUGACGCCAGAAAGAUGCUGUCAGUUCACAGAUCGUAUGAUACUCCAGCCUUUCAGAGCAUUGAUGAACUAUUAAGAAAAAUGCCAAUAUUUACUUCAUUCACAGGCCAGUCUCUAGCUGAGUUUGAUAUGAAAUGGAGACACUGGAGAGACGAAUGUAGGCGGCGGCUUGAGGAAAAUGAAUAUGCAACAAACAAAAAUCUAAACACAAUUUGUAGGAUACUGAGUGGUGAUGAUGAUGUGUUCAUUGAAUUGAGAGAUGUAUGUGCAUCAUGGUAUCAUAUGAUGGUCUCUAAAUUACUAUAUCAGGACCCGACUGUUAAAAUACACGAUCUACAGUAUCACACACAGUCAUGCAUCAAUGCAUUUGGGGGAAACAGUCAGCUACAGCCCUCAGACAACAUCCUACUUGCUGCCAUAGAGUUUGAUAUUCCUCAGGUGAUCAACCUCAGCAGUACAUACAAAAGCAACUGGUGGUUUGUAGCCCAUCUUACAGACCUGCUGCAACAUUGUGGUCAGCUGGAAUCUCGUACACUCCACUUUGGGUCCAACUUAAGAGAGUACCUCAUACUAGAGUAUGCAUCAAGUCUCAUGUCUCACGACAGCCUGUGGCAGAUUGGUAUCAACUACUUGGACCACUGCCCGGAGUAUGGGAGACAAUACCUUGGGCAUUAUAUGGACAGCCUUCCCCUGGAUACAGAGAGAAAGGCUCAGAAAGCACUCAGGAUAUGUGAACAAAGAAAUCUUCAGGAACAAGGUCACAGCAUAUGUAAAGUUAUGGGAAUGCGGUCGCUACAUAAUGGUCGCCUAGGUUCAGCGUUGUCAUGGGGACUGAAGUCUAAAGAUGUUACAUUUGUAACAUUCAUAGCAGAGAGAUUCCUUGAUGAGUACACAGAGAAUGGUGGUUUUUCAAAUGUAGAUCUUAUAGACAACUUAGGCUCAGAGAUGUUACUUAGCAAUAGACUCACAUUCCUUGGUAAAUAUCGAGAGUUCCAUAAAUUGUAUGAAGAUGGAGACUUCAUUGCUGCGGCAUCCCUCCUCUUAUCUCUACUCAGCUCAAGGAUGGCACCUCGAAAGUUCUGGUUGACAUUACUGACUGAUGCUCUGCCACUAUUAGAGAGAGACCAAGUCGUAUUCAACAGUCAGCAAACCUAUGAGUUGAUGCAUUGUCUUGAAGAGUUGAACCUGGCACAGAGGUACUCUGAUAAACCCACAAGGGAUAUGCCAGAUGAUCCUAAAGCUGCAAAGGGACAGACUGAGCUAGAAAAGGAGAAAAGUGAACUUAUGAAGCUAGCCUUAGCUAGGAAUCUAGCAAGAGCCAUUGUAGAGGAAGGGAGUGAGAUCUAGCAAGGAAACUUAAAUGGGAAUAAAUAUCAUUUCUUGUCAUACGUCAUACUCAUACAUACAUGUAUAUGUCUGUGUUUCAUUCAGUGGACCCUGACAUUGGAAUCUGAAGAAUAUUGCUCAGUGCGAAAGUCACUGCAGAUUGGAAUACUAUUAUACUUACAUUGUACUGCCUGGGAACAACAUUACAAUAGGUUGAUAUGAAUUAGUGUUCAUGAUUGGAGACUUAAGAUUUGUAUUUUACCCUCGUACAAGUAGAACACUAUGAGGAAUGGAACCCAUUGUAAAUGCUGCAAUAUUAGUCACAUUAUACAUUGAAUACCUUCUUGUGAAUCUUACCAACUGUCACUAAAAUUACUAUACUUUGUACAAUGUGCAUCCCUAUCAGCUUAUAUAAACAGACAUGGUGUUGAAGCAUGUAGCUAGGAAUAUCAUCAUAAUUUGAUAUGAGUAGUAAGAUACAUAAAUAGGCUGAGCAGUAUUCACUUUAAACAAGUUAACUAUACAAUUAAACCUGUGAACAUUCUAUGCCUGUUUUAGUAUCUCAGUAUAUCUGAAGUGUUUGUAUUUUGUUAACAUGCUAAAAUGAAUGUUGCUGGCCUAGGCUAACAGUGCUCAAAUUAAGGGAGUAGAAGGGGUAGAGACUAUUCCCCUUAAAAUCUCAAUUUUACAUUUUUUGAAAAAUGAAAUGAGAUAUCUGAUUCAAAGUGGACGUAUUUUUGAAGAUUUAAGAUCUAGAAAAUUCAAUAGAAUUGGAAACAGAAUGUCUAGUUUUCAGUUAACUGGUCUCCCUUUUAUACUCCCUUUAAUGCCAAAGUCACAUUUGCUCCAAUUUUUAAUCUGGCAACCUGCCUAUUGAGUACUUUGUUCAAAAUUGCAUUCAGUUU